Messenger RNA from Trichoderma gamsii, 1056 nucleotides. Its product is annotated as reductase. The record is from RefSeq and is a predicted model, not a curated record. Gene Ontology annotation, molecular function: oxidoreductase activity, acting on the CH-OH group of donors, NAD or NADP as acceptor. The transcript has a single exon. NCBI's taxonomy places the organism in Eukaryota, Fungi, Ascomycota, Sordariomycetes, Hypocreales, Hypocreaceae. The coding region runs from base 1 to 1056 and encodes 351 amino acids.
AUGGCUGCCAGCAAUCUUCUUGUGCUCACAGGAGCCACUGGUUUCCUUGGAUUCAAAGUCUUGACCAUUGCCCUUGCCGCCGGAUACAAUGUCCGACUGGUGGUCCGAUCCGCCGCCAAGGCCAACACUGUUCUCAACUCGCCGUCUAUCAAGGCUUUGAACCUCAGCCAAGAGAAACUCUCGUUUGUCAUUGUUGAGAACAUGGAACUCCCCCAUGCUUUUGACGAGGCCGUCAAGGGAGCAACACAUGUGAUCCACUGUGCUUCUCCAAUCCCUACCUUUGGCGGCGCAGCCCCUCCCACCCCCGAACAAUAUGCCGAGUUUUUUGUUCGGGCUGCUGUCCAAUCUACCGUUGAGCUCUUGGAAAGCAGUCGCAAGGCCGGUACCGUUAAGCGUAUCGUUAUUACCAGUUCCAUGGUUGCCAUCACUCCUUUCCAUUACUAUCUCGGCCAAGGAGACGACAAAACCUUCGACGCCGAGUUCCGCAUUCCUGUCGACGAAGGUCCUUAUGGUUUCGAGUUCCAAGCCUACAGCGCCAGUAAGGCUGCUGCUUUGAAUGAAUCCGAGGCUUGGGUUAAGCAGAACAAGCCAGGUUUCGACUUGAUUAGCAUCCUGCCUGGAUGGAUCUUUGGCGCCGAUGAACUAGCCACCAGGGUCCAAGACUUUGAGACCAGCUCUACUAACUCUGUGCUUUUGGGCUUGCUCCGGGGUUCUCAAACGGAUGUUCCGUCAAACAGCAACUCGGUUUUGAUUGAUGACGCUGCCCGUCUUCAUGUAUUGGCUCUCGAUCCCAAGAUCCCUGGCAACCAGGCAUACGUGGCUUCAGCAGACGGGGUUAAUGGUAUGGUGUGGGAAGAUGGCAUCAAGGUUAUUAAAGAAAACUUUCCAGAGGCAAUUGAACAGGGACUUCUUAAGACAACUGGGAAACAGCCAACCCUUACUAUUCCUGUUGAUGCUAAGAAGACCGAGGAAACUUUUGGUAUCAAGUUCGCUGGGUUUGAUGAGCAGGUUAAGAGCUUGGUGAACCAGUGGAUUCAGGUUUCAACGGCGGCCUAG